UUCUUGUUCGUUUGGCGUUUCGCGGUGACCGGAAGAAUCUUCGGAGUGGCAGAGUUGCGGGUUGAGAGCGAGCUGAAGUCCGCGUUGCCUGAGCGGAAAACGCGGCGUAUUCGUUCUGUUCCCAUAAAACUAGGAACUUUUCUGUAGUCAUCAUGGCGUCUUUAUGGGAUGACUUGGAAAGUCUCGUGGACUCUCCCUCCUCCUCCUCCUCCUCCUCAGCCAAACCUGGAGAGAGAGGAACCAUCGGGCCCAAAGCGGACCUUGAUGCAGGGGACGACGCUGAGGCUCUGAGGACGGCCAUCGAAGGAAUUGGCACAAAAGAGAAGAUCCUGAUUGACAUUUUGACCCAGAGAAGCAACGAUCAGAGGCAGCUCAUCUGUGAAGCUUAUCAGGAAGCCACUGGCAGAACACUCCUGGAGGACCUGAAAGGCGACACCCACGGUGACUUUGAGGACCUGCUGGUGGCACUCGUCACCCCUCCGGCAGCGUACGACUGCCACGAAGUGAUGCGGGCCAUGAGAGGAGCUGGAACUAAAGACGGCAUCUUGAUUGAAAUCUUUGCAUCCAGAUCCAACCAACAAAUCCAAGCUCUCUGCGACGUCUAUUUGAAAGAGACGGAGAAGCAGUUGACCCUUGACCUGAGGGGGGAAGUUUCCGGAGACUUCUCCAAGGCACUGCUCCUCCUGGCCGAGGGUAAGAGGGAUGAGAGCGCCACUGUGAAUACAGAGACGGCAAAAGUAGACGCCAAGGCUCUUUACGAUGCUGGGGAGAAAAAGUGGGGCACAGACGAAUCUAAAUUUAUCGACAUCCUCUGCCAAAGAAGCGUACCUCAACUCAGACAAACUCUUGUUGAGUACAGGAACAUCAGUGGAAAGACCCUGCAACAAAGCAUCGAAGGGGAGAUGUCAGGAGAGCUGGAGGAACUGCUGCUGGCUAUAGUGAAAUGUGUGAAGAGCGUACCGGCCUACUUUGCAGAACGCCUGUAUGAGAGCAUGAAGGGCGGCGGAACGGACGAGGCGACUCUGAACCGGAUCAUGGUGAGUCGGUCUGAGACCGAUCUGCGGGACAUUAAGGCGGAGUUCAAGAGGCUCUACAGCUACUCACUGCACUCAGCCAUCGAGUCCGAUCUGUCGGGAGACCACGGUGACUGUGUGAAGGCCAUCUGUGGAGGAGACGACUAGCUCACUCUCCACCGGAGGCCAAGAGGAAACCUGCUUGGGACUCACACCCCAGGCCUCCGGUCUUUCACUUCUACUCUGCCUGUGUGUUUCUUCUUCAAACUACUGGCAACUACUUUGUAAUCUCAGGGCAACAGACAGCUGUUGGAACUUACAUGUAACCAUUAAAAAUGGAUCUUUCAACAUGAAAACAGCCAGCGCUGGCUGAAGUCGUACUGUCGUGUUUCGGUCUGAUUGAGGUGGCGCUGGUGAAAAGGCUAAACGCUUGCGGAGGAGAUUACGGGUCCUAACAUCAACAUGUUGUCCUUUUCCUCGCUUUCGCUCUCCUUCAGUUUUCCCGUAUUUUAACCCUUCACCUUGAGUGUCCGCUUUCUCCGCUCAUCUUCGUACAAAAUACAAGAGGAAACGACUUGUAAACUUGCACAGGGACUUUAUUUGUCGUGAAGAGAAGCCACCACCAAAAGACCAACUUUUUUUCGUAGCUUUAUUUGCAUUUUCGUGGGGUUAUUUUUUCCUCUGCCUGUUCAUAAACUGGCCAAAUGUAGAAGAUGUUACAGCUAAAGUGCUGCUGUACAGUAGUACUGCAGCCAGUACACACUGAAGAGGGAAUUCUGUUUAAUUCUAUACAAUAAUAAUGAGUUAGUCUGUGCUGAAGGUCUUCAUUAUAUGAGAUAAGCUUGUCCAGCUCUGUCCAGUUUGUUUAAUGUGACGUUAAAUCUCUGUAACUUUUAAUUUGAAUCAGAAAGUUACUUAAAUUAUUAUAAAAUAUAUUCAUAAAUGGAUGGAAAGUAAUUGAUGGCAAUUUGAUGAGGGUUUGGGUUUUUUUUUUUCAUAACUUUGUGAUCAUUCUUUAACUAAAUGGCUAAAUCCAACUAAUUUGUAAAUACAAUAAACAA
Molecule: messenger RNA, 2074 nt
Organism: Xiphias gladius (swordfish)
Lineage: Eukaryota; Metazoa; Chordata; Actinopteri; Istiophoriformes; Xiphiidae
Gene: anxa3a
Product: annexin A3a
Exons: 14
Coding region: 153-1181 (342 amino acids)
Cellular component (GO): cytoplasm
Molecular function (GO): phospholipase inhibitor activity; calcium-dependent phospholipid binding; calcium ion binding
Source: RefSeq, a predicted model, not a curated record